ACUGCUGCCUCGCCAGAGCCCUUGAAAACAAGGGUCUAGAGGCAUGUGCUAUACCAAGGAGCUAUCACAGCGGCGUCCUCUGAAGAGAGGACCCGCUAUGAACAUGUAGGGCUAAAAACAUGCAAGACAACAUCUUUCAGAAAACUCAGGACUGCGUUGGUGUCAAAUAAUGGUUCUUGGCCGAGUAACAUAACAGGAUGAAGGGGGAUGCGCUGCCGGUAGGCUAAGGGAAAAUGUUUCUUUCUUUCAUAUUCGGCUUCCCGACACUCCAGGAGGACGUGGAGGACGGUCAGCCUCUCCCCGCAUCUACCGCAGGUUGGAGGAUCAUUUUCAGUAUCUGCUGUCCACGCAGUUCUAUGCAAGGAUCUGGGAUAAGUCCUCUCUUUCUUGUAAAAAGAACACAAGAGCUUUUGUUAGGAUUGAUCUUAAACCCAUUCUUGUCUGCCCACAUUGACACUUUGUUCAGGCCAUGCUGUACCUGCCUCUCGCAGACUGCGAGGUUACAAGAUUUGAAACCUAUUUGAAUGUCGUCCACAUAGAGUAAAAGACGGCGGGUGGUAGUGAAGCACGAAGCGUGUUCAUCUUCACGAUAAAGAGCGUGCAGCUGAGCACGCCUCCUUGGGGUACACCCGUUUCUUGCGUAAAAGGACGUGAGAGUGCAUUGCCGACUUUUACCCGGAAAAUACGAUUUGAAAGAUAGCUUUUUAUUAUAUUGUUACAAGCACGGGGAAAAGGGGUUUAUUCAAGCGUGCGAGAGCAGGAACGGCAGGCUACGAACAUAUUACCAUAUUAAACAUAUUACCGUGGAUGCCCAUUUCUGACAGGUCUCUUAAGAUUCCGUAACGCCACGUUGUGUCAUACGCCUUUUCCAUAUCGAGAAAUAUCGAUAGGAAGAACUGUUUAUGUAUAAAUGCGUCCCGGAUAUUCCCUUCAACACGCACGAGAUGAUCGGUUGUGGAGCGCCCUUCUCGGAAGCCGCACUGAUAAGGAUCAAGCAUUUUGCUCUCUUCAAGGAAAUGAAUAAGUCGCCGAUUUAUCAUUUUUUCGAACACCUUACAAAUGCAGCUUGUGAGGGCUAUCGGGCGGUAACUUGCCACCGAGGAAGGGUCUUUGCCUUGUUUCAAAACAGGGACUACAAUGGCUUCUUUCCACGCGGUUGGAAGGUACCCUGCAUCCCAGAUGGUGUUGAAAAGUGUAAGUAGUGUAAGUUGCGUGUCAUUGUGUACGUUUUUGAGCAUUUCAUAUAAGAUUCUAUCAGAUCCUGGUGCGGAACUCUUACAUGCGCUCAAGGCCGCUUUCAGCUCGGCAGCACUAAAUUGUCGGCAUUUAUUGAUGAGUGGCUUGCAUUCUUCUAUUUCUUUAUAUUUCAGGAAUGUUUGCGAAUAAUGGUUGGAGCUUGAUACACUCUCGAAGUGCUCCCCAAGUGAGUCUGCUUGUUCAAGCAGGGUAUCGCCUUGUGGGUUUACCAGGGGGAGUGAAUGUGUUUGCCGCCCUCUAAUCCUAUUUACUCUGUUCCAGGCUUUGGCCUCAUCCCUAAACGAGUUAAUACUUGAUAAAAACUUUUGCCAGCUUUCUCUUCUGGCCUGCCGGCGGGUUCGCCUGCCUUGUGAUUUUACUUUUUUAAAGUUAAUAAGAUUCUCUGCAGUGGGGGAGGCGCGUAGCAACCCCCACGCUUUGUUCUGAUUUUUACGUGCGAUCCUACAAUCGUCGUUCCACCACGGGACACGCCGUUUGCAGGACAGACCAUUUACUUGUGAUAUACAUUUAGAUGCGGCAUCUAUUAUGAAGGCUGUAAAAUAUUCGACAGCAGCGUCAAUUUCUAGCGAGGACAUGUCAUCCCACGAAAUACAAGAUAGAGUUCGAAAUUUUUCCCAGUCGGCAGUGUCAACUUUCCACCUAGGAGCCUGUGGUGGAUAUUCCUUUUCUUCGGGUGUUCUAAGCAGUAUUGGGAAGUGGUCGCUUCCGUAAGGAUUGUUGUUAACUUGCCAUUCGAGUUCAGACAGUAGUGACGGGGAGACUAGGCUAAGAUCUAUUGAAGAAAAUGUUCUGUUUGCAAGAGAAUAGUAUGUCGCUUCCUUCUUAUUCAGUAGACAAGCACCAGAAGAGAAAAGGAACUGUUCAACAAGACGUCCUCGCGCAUCUAUACGAGGGUCGCCCCAAAGGUAGUUGUGUGCAUUGAAGUCGCCUAGAACCAGAUAAGGUUCUGGCAAUUCAUCUAUAAAGGACUGAAAUUCAUGUUUAGUUAAUUUGUAAUGUGGGGGUAUAUAAAGCGAGCAAAUAGUGAUGAGUUUGUUUAGCAGAACAGCUCGCACCGCCACUGCCUCAAGGGGCGUACGUAGCUGUAAAGAUUGACAUGCUAUACUUUUAUGAGUGAGAAUCGCCACACCACCCGAUGAUGCGACGGCAUCAUCGCGAUCUUUGCGAAACGUAACAUAGGUACGGAGAAAGUUUGUGUUUUUGGAUUUUAAGUGUGUUUCCUGUAAACACAGCACUUUUGGAUUGUGUUUAUGGAUAAGUUCUUGAACAUCAUCUAGAUUCCUAAGUAGACCUCUGACAUUCCACUGAAUGAUUUGUGUAUCCAUAUUUUAAAUUUAAUUGGUGCUGUGUUUACGGAAACGGAAGGGAUGUCUUAGAUUACAGAGCCCUUUCGAGGCCCUGUAACCGGGGUUUUGCUCUUUUUGAAGCGUUCGAGGGAACCUCGCCGCUCCUUAGGCGCCUGGGGCGCCUUGGGGAUAGUUGUGGUGUCCAUUGCCUCUUGUGAGGCGCCGGACACGUGCUCUUGCGAGCGAGAAGUUACCAGGGAAGGGCCCGCCUUGGAGGGCAGGACCCCUGCGCCCACCAGCCCGGAGGUCGGUGGGGUUCCCUGGGGGAUUUGGCUGCGCCGGCCAUUGCCAGCACUGGAAGGGACCUGGGAGGUUGAGGCAGCCUCGGCUGCGCCCACCUUCGGGGUCGAUGGCCCCUUUUCCUCGGUUGGCGGAGCAGCGCUAGCUGCAACCACCGUGGGGGCAGAUGGCGUAACUGCCGACUCACUGCGUGUGGGUCGGACAGUCGCCGGAGGCCGUUGUGACGCUGCCCCCUGACGCGCCACUUCGGCAAAGCUGGCCUUAGGAAGACGGGCAUGACCGCGAGUAUGCGGCAUGCUCGCCAUCACAAUUGACACAGUGGAAAGCAUUCUCACAAGCUUCAGAGGAGUGUUCGUGCGCACUGCAUUUCGCACAAGUUUGGCGGCCUCGGCAGCUCUGCGAACUGUGGCCAAAACGCUGGCACUUGAAACAUCGGAGGGGAUUUGGCACGUAUGGUCUUACACGGAGCUUGAUGUACCCGGCCUCGAUUGACUCGGGCAAGACACUUGAAUUGAAGGUGUACUUCAUCUGUAGCGCGGAUUCUCCAGCAAGGGCUGCAAUGCAGCACUUCAUCCAAUUCAAUUGUUACUAUGGCUGCAGUUGGUGCUACCACCCCGGAGAAUAUAUCGAUGGCACUGUCAAGUACACCGUUAGCCAGCUGUUUCAAGACCGCACUCACAAAGAAGCUCCGUCAGAUUGUCAACAUGAGAUACUCACAUGGCUGGCUGCAUUCAGGAUUGUGCAACGACAGCAUGGGAAGUUGCUGGUAGCCAUCGAAAGCAAAUUGAACACGCAGACGACCUACGCAGACACCAAUGUUGUUUCGGAGCCUUUCAAUGAACUGGAGGACUUCACGCAGUUUGAUGGCAGCUUGAGCAGGCCUACCAAGGAAGCUUUGGUUGGUGCAGCUCAUCAGCAAAGGAGACAGAAGUGAAGUCAUGCACGCGAAGAAUUUCGAGGACCCUAAUGUCAAGGAGCUUGGCGGCCUCAUUCUCGUGGAAUGGGCAAAAAGGACAAAAAAAGCUUUUACCACCCUCAAGCUCCCAGGGCGCGUUGUCCAUCUGUGAAGGAGGUUCAUAAAUGAAGCGACUAUGUUGUAGAAAAGGCCAUUAAGGAUUGGCUGCGUCAUGCUCCUGCCAGGAAUCGGGAUCCUUCCAAAAUGAUGGUAAGGGCACGCAAGGGGGCAAUGCCCAGCUAGUCCCAGCAAAAAGUGGAACACAAGCUGGCUCGUGGCGGCACCACAGAGUGGCUGCGGCUUCUACGCUAUGGUUUUCCUCUGAGAAGCCACGCGCAGCCAUACACAGCAACAUGCAAGUGUAAUGUUUAUUCUGGCCAUACAAAUACGAAAUGACGUUUCUGUCUUUUUGAGAUUGCAAACAUAUACAUUUUUAAUUUAUUUAUUCAAAUGAGCAAUAAUUGUAUUACUGAGACUUUUCUUGCGAUCACAAAAUCGCAGUGGCUGUUGUGAGUUCACUUGCUUGCA
Messenger RNA from Dermacentor albipictus, 4326 nucleotides. RefSeq lists its product as uncharacterized. The record is from RefSeq and is a predicted model, not a curated record. Lineage: Eukaryota; Metazoa; Arthropoda; Arachnida; Ixodida; Ixodidae.